Molecule: messenger RNA, 1690 nt
Organism: Physella acuta
Lineage: Eukaryota; Metazoa; Mollusca; Gastropoda; Physidae
Product: 5'-deoxynucleotidase HDDC2-like
Cellular component (GO): cytoplasm
Molecular function (GO): 5'-deoxynucleotidase activity
Source: RefSeq, a predicted model, not a curated record
AGUAACUGUAAACAAUAAUAAAAUUCGUUUUAAAAAAAAGAAAGAAAACAAUCAAGUGCAUACGCCGGUGUUAUCAGCUGCUAGUUUUACAUAUCUUGUGAAAAUGACGUCUAGUGUUUCUAAAUUUUUUGAAUUUAUGAGACUCAUCGGGCAACUCAAACAAGUGAAACGAACUGGAUGGGUGAGGAAGAAUGUAAAGGACCCUGAAAGUGUUAGUGACCAUAUGUACAGAAUGGCAAUGAUAGCUUUUGCUAUACCUUCAAACAGUGGACUUGAUAGAGACAAGUGUAUUAAGAUAGCUUUGGUCCAUGACAUGUCGGAGAGUAUUGUUGGAGAUUUAACUCCCUGGUGUGGGGUCAGCAAGGAGGAUAAGAGCUGCAGAGAGAAGACAGCCACAUCUCAUAUUUCAAGUCUUAUAUCUGAGGAGGCAGGCAAGGAGAUGUACCAGCUUUGGAUGGAGUAUGAAAACCAGUCUAGCCCUGAAGCCAUCUUUGUUAAAGACCUGGACAAAUUUGAGAUGUUGUUUCAAGCCUAUGAGUAUGAAAACUUACACAAUAGACCAAAAAGUUUGCAAGAAUUUUUUGAUCAUACUAAUGCAAAACACACUUUCUCCACAAAACUUGUGGAUGGGUGGUGUAAACAGCUGGAGAUGGAGAGGGAGCUAAAACAGAGCAAAAGUGAUGCCACUCAAAGCUCAGCUGAGCUAAAACAGAGCAAAAGUGAUGCCACUCAGAGCUCAGCUGAGCUAAAACAGAGCAAAAGUGACGCCACUAAAAGCGCAGUCUCUCUAGGAAAAGAGAAGCUAGAUAGAUCAUCCCCACUGAUUAAAAAAAGGAAAGUAGAUCCAGUCCCUGAGGAAAAAGUAUAAUAUUCUGCGCUCAAGUCUAGUCUUGUAAAUAAAUUGUCUUAAUAAAUACAUUUAUUAUAUCGUCAAAUUAGAAUUGCCAAAUUCUAAAUGAUGUAAUGUAUGUCUUUUUUUUAAAAGAAAAAUACUUUUAAUUCAAGGGUAAAUUACCAUGUUGACAGAAUAGUGCCAAUUAUAUGAUUGUUGUAGCAAUUGAGUUGAACACAACUUUAUGGAUGUAAUGAUUGAUUGUUGGAAAUUGAGUAGUACCUAACUAUUGACAUAAUGAUUGAUUGUUAGCAAUGUGAGUAGAAUACAACUUUGUGGACAUAAUGAUUGAUUGUUGGCAAUGUGAGUAGAAUACAACUUUGUGGACAUAAUGAUUGAUUAUUAGCAAUGUCAGUAGAAUACAACUUUGUGGACAUAAUGAUUGAUUAUUAGCAAUGUGAGUAGAAUACAACUUUGUGGACAUAAUGAUUGAUUGUUGGCCAUGUGAGUAGAAUACAACUUUGUGGACAUAAUGAUUGAUUGUUGGAUAUAUGAGCUUGGUGAUGGUCAGCUGAUUGAUAAUUUUAUUCAAACAUCUUAAGGUUAGAGUAUACUUGUCAGAACACUGCUUCCAGAAUCUCAGGAAACCAUUGGACUCAUUUGUUUGAUUGACUUUGUUAAUAUAUUUUAAUGAAUAUUCUUUAUAAGUCAAGAUUUAUUAUUUUCUAUACACUUAUGUUUGACAUUUUAAAUAUGGGCAUUGAUUUUAUGACAGUCAUAGUUUCUUGCAAAUUAUAUUGUGCAAGAGAUGACUUUAAAUAUCUGGUAAUAAGUACAGGACAAUUGUCUAAAACUGAA